AUGGCAUUGCUGCUGGCGUGCGCGUCCGCCUCGAAGCUGCAGACGGCGGUGCGCGAAGGCGACGCUUCGGGCGUGCGGACAUUGUUGGCUGCAGCGGGCGGGCUGGAGGCGGACGAGGCCUACUCCUACGAGGAGGCGGACGGCUGGGGCCGCAGCCCCCUGCAUGAGGCGGUGGAGUUUGGCCACGCCGAGGUGGUUGAGGAGAUCCUGGCGGCCAAGCCGGGGUUGGUGUCUGCACCCGAUGAGCUGGGCUGGACGGCGCUGCACUGGGCGGCGCUGAAUGGCGCGGAGCCAAUCGCGCGGCGCCUGCUGGCCCUCAAGGCCCAACCCGACGCGCAGGAGAACGAGUUCGGGUGCCAGCCGUUGCAAUGGGCGGCGCGCCGGGGCCACCUGCAGCUCAUCACCCUGCUGCUCAGCCACGGGGCCUCUGCGGGGCACCUGGACAAGGAGAACCGCACGGCGGCCGCCUGGGCACGGCUCACAGGGCACGAGAUGGCGGCCAGGCUGCUGGAGGGCCAAACCGAGACCCAGGAGGGGCGGCCAGAGGUCACCGCCCGCGCCGACGGCAUGUCGCCCCUUCACCUGGCCGUGGCCAAAGGCGACGCCGCGGAGGUGCGGCGGCUCCUGGAGCCUUCUGGUGCGGCUCGGGAGAUGCUCGCGAAAGCAGACGCCUGGGUCAGAACCCCCUUAAUCGCCGCCAUCCAGCCGGGGGCUGCCAGUGAGGAGCUGUCGCUGCAGCUGCUCAGCUUCCUGGCGGCCGACGCUUCGGGCGAGGCCGACUCGGCGGCCUUGGCGCCGGACAGGGACGGCCGGGACCCGCUGCACUGGGCGGUGCUGGCCGGGCACGUGGAGCUGGUGAGGCGCCUGACAGCACUGGCUCCGAGGCCGCAAAGGGACCGCUGGGGCCGCACCUUGCUGCACCAUGCGGCAGCCAAUGGCCACGAGGCUCUGGUGGAGCUGCUGGUGGAGCAGGGUGCGGAGGUCGAUGCUGUGGACGACUCGCAGCAGACCCCGCUACACUUGGCCUGCGGGAUUUCAGGCAGCGCCGGGGCGGCGCAGCGUUUGUUGAGCGCUGGCGCUUCGACGGAGGCCCAGGACCGGCUGCAGCGGCGGCCCGUGCACUACGCGUCCCUGGCGGGGCAGACCGAAGUGCUGGGCGUGCUCAUGCAAGCCGGGGCCAGCGCUGCGGCCAUCGACAUGGAUGGCUUUACCCCGCUCAACUUCGCCAUCGCCGUGGCAUAG
Messenger RNA from Effrenium voratum, 1242 nucleotides. NCBI's taxonomy places the organism in Eukaryota, Dinophyceae, Suessiales, Symbiodiniaceae. The record is from the annotation of a GenBank genome assembly.